UCUUGUUCGAUUCCUCGAGAUGGAAAUUAGGGUUUUGGAGAAUCUAGGAUUUAGAAUUGGAAGCAGAUUGCGAUUAGGUUUCGUCGAACUGCGAUUCUUGAGCUACGUCGAUUCGUCAAGGUUGCGAUUGUUCACGUAGUUCUACUUGCAGUGAUUCGAGCUGUUGUGCAAAGCUGCAGAUAAGUGAGUGAGAUUGUUUUUUGUUUCCAUUAAAAAGAGUAUGAGCUCUCCAUCAACUCAGUUUGCUACCUUAAGAAGGAUGGGUGUAUACGAACCAAACCACCACCAGAUUGGCAUGUGGGGAGAAUCUUUUAGAUGUGAUAGCACUCCACAUACAGGUGAAUCCACAAUUGUGGAGGCUGAUAUGAAGCUAGACAAUAGGUCUGAAAAUGCUUCUCAUGGAAUGCUGGGACCCAUGGAAACAUUUGAUCAAGAACCAAACAAAAUCAGUGAUAAGGUUUUAAGACGCCUUGCACAAAAUCGAGAGGCUGCCCGAAAAAGUCGUUUGCGGAAGAAGGCCUAUGUUCAACAACUAGAGUCAAGUCGUAUGAAGCUGGCACAAAUAGAGCAGGAGCUAGAACGAACCAGACAGCAGCUGCAGGGUGCAUUCUUAGGAGGAUAUGUAGGAGAUUCCAGUCACCUUCCGUUUGGUGGAACCGUUAACUCAGGGGUCGUUGCAUUCGAAUUGGAGUUUGGACACUGGGUUGAAGAGCAAAACAGACAGAUUCGUGAGCUAAGAAGUGCUUUGCAAGCUCAUGUGAGUGAUUUUGAGCUUCGCAUACUCGUAGAAAGUGGCAUGAGCCACUAUGAUGAUCUCUUCCGUAUGAAAACAAUCGCAGCGAAGUCCGAUGUAUUCUUUUUGAUAUCUGGCAUGUGGAGAACGGCCGCAGAACGUUGUUUCCUGUGGAUUGGAGGGUUCCGCCCUUCGGAGGUUCUAAAGGUUCUGAGUCCACGACUUGAACCCCUAACUGAAAAACAAGUCAUGGAUGUUUGUAAUCUGCAACAAUCAUCCCAGCAAGCUGAAGAUGCUCUUUCCCAAGGGAUGGAAAAACUUCAGCAGACCCUGGCUGAAACUCUGACAUCCGAACCAUUGGGUAUAUCGGAUGUGGCAAAUUAUAUGGGACAGAUGACGAAGGCAAUGGGGAAGUUGGAGGCUCUUGCGAGUUUUGUGAACCAGGCAGACCACCUUCGCCAGCAGACCAUGCAGCAGAUGUAUCUCAUUCUAACACCCCGUCAAGCAGCUCGAGGCCUGCUUGCCUUGGGUGAUUAUUUCCAAAGACUUCGGGCCCUAAGUUCCCUCUGGGCUGCUCGUCCUCAUGAACCGGCCUAGUUUAGGCAAUGCAACCGCUGCAGCUUCUCGGAUGUCAAUGUGGUGCUUCAGAACUGCUGUUAAUUAUGAAGGGCCCUUGGUAAUGGUCAACGGCGUAUCAAAUGUAUAUAAGCUGGUGGCAAUUUCGAGGUGGCCCAGCUGUGAUCAUCUAGAAGAUGUAUAUUUCAUUGGGAAGCCCAAAGCUCCAUUGUACGAGUCUUUUUUUAUUUUAUUUUCCCCCACUUACCUGAGGUGCAUAUUGUAUAUUAUGAUGUGUUGUUGUGCCAGUUCAUUUGAUGCAAAGCAAGUGCACGCUAGAUGUUUUGUGGGACAUAACUUUUCACAUUAAAUGUUAAAAGGGGUUGUAUGGGGAUA
Magnolia sinica is the source of this 1684-nucleotide messenger RNA. RefSeq names its product transcription factor TGA1-like. The transcript is spliced from 9 exons. Gene Ontology annotation, biological process: DNA-templated transcription; regulation of DNA-templated transcription. Bases 221 to 1330 code for a protein of 369 amino acids. Gene Ontology annotation, molecular function: DNA-binding transcription factor activity; sequence-specific DNA binding. Lineage: Eukaryota; Viridiplantae; Streptophyta; Magnoliopsida; Magnoliales; Magnoliaceae. The record is from RefSeq and is a predicted model, not a curated record.